ACGUGAGGAGUCAGGUUUCAGCUUUGUGAGGGCCCCUGGAGUCCCGACGCACUGAAGCUGCCUUUGUUUGACUGGGAACCAGAGAGUGAGAGAGAGAGAGAGCAAGAGAAAGGAGGAGGAGAGUCCGAGGAUUUUAGUUUGGAGUAAGUGGGGGAGAGAGAGGCAGAGUGGGCUCCAUCUCUCUCUCACUCUACUAUCACUCUCACACAUGAACAGGGCAAGUUUACUGUGGAUCUAAGCUCAUCAUCACUGAAGAUGUCUUCACGCAUUCCUCCCUGGUUCUUUGGAUUAUUUCUGCUAGUCCUCUGGUUCUGCUGUCGUCACUCCUCUGCCUAUCAGCUGCUGGACGACCGUGGUUCUCAGGGAGCCUUGGACCUUACAGAGUUGAUCGGCGUUCCCCUCCCCCCCUCUGUCUCCUUUGUUACGGGGUUUGAGGGUUACCCUGCCUACAGCUUCGGACCGGAUGCCAACGUGGGACGCCUCACAAAGUCAUUCAUCCCAGACCCAUUUUAUUAUGACUUUGCCGUCACGGUCAUCGCUAAACCCACCACACGGCGUGGUGGUGUGCUGUUUGCCGUCACAGAUGCUUAUCAAAAAAUUGUACACUUAGGUAUAGCAUUGUCAGAAGUGGAGGAUGGUUCCCAGAGAGUUGUACUGUACUACACUGAUCCAGGAACGACAGGUGGGACCCAAGAAGCAGCUUCCUUCAAAAUGGGAGAGAUGACAGGAAGAUGGGCGAGGUUUACCCUGACCGUACAGGGGGCAGAGGUGCGUCUCUACAUGGACUGUGAGGAAUACCACAGAGUUGCCUUCACCAGGAGUCCUCAGCCUCUGACCUUUGAGGCCAGCUCAGGGAUCUUUGUAGGAAACGCAGGGGGUACAGGUCUGCCGAGGUUUGUGGGCUCCAUCCAGCAGCUGGUGUUGAAGUCAGAUCCCACGGCCCCAGAUGACCAGUGUGAGGAGGACGAUCCUUAUGCCUCUGGAUAUGGAAGCGGUGAUGAUGCUUAUGAGGACAUUGAAGACAGAGAAGAAGUGAAGAAGAUUGUAGAGGAGAGAGAGUACACCAUGCCACUCCCAGAGCUGGACCCAACUUACAGCACCUCAGUCCGAGCUCCACCCACUGAGAUGUCACCACGUGGUGAUGAUGAGGAUGAAGACACUGAGGAGACUUCUGGACAGGAGGAGGAGAUGACCACAGUUAUAGUCCGAUCAUCUCAGACAACCACUCCAGCCUCCAUACUGGACACUUCCCUCCAGGUGUAUCCAGGGCAGAAAGGAGAGCGAGGGGAGCCAGGUCCAGCUGGUCCCCCAGGACCCCCUGGCCCUCCAGGACAGGCCUCAGGAGAGGGAGGAGCAGGGGAGCCAGGACCGCGGGGUCCACAAGGGCCACAGGGAUCUUCAGGCCCACCUGGAGCACCAGGGAAAGAUGGAGAGCCUGGAAGCAAAGGUGAACCUGGUUUGCCAGGAGCGACUGGGAUUCCAGGUUUCCCAGGACUUCAAGGCGAGCCUGGUCCCAAGGGAGAUAAGGGUGAUCCUGGUGUUGGAUUACCAGGUCCUCCAGGGCCUCCUGGACCUCCAGGUCGAGCAAAGGCUUCCAUGUUCCUGGAGGGGUCGGGAUUUGAAGACUUUGACAGUGAUGCAGAAAUCAUUAGGGGGCCUCCAGGGCCUCCUGGCCCCCCAGGACAGCCAGGUCCCCCAGGGUCCCCAUCUGAAGACAUAAUUCACAGACCACCUGGGGCCCCUGGGAAAGAUGGGAAGGAUGGACAGAAGGGUGAACCUGGACUCCCUGGAGUUGAUGGAAAAGAUGGAGAUCCAGGGCCUGCAGGGGAGAAAGGAGACAAGGGAGAGCCUGGUGUUAGUGGGCAACCAGGACCAAAGGGAGAUCAAGGCCCUCCAGGGUUUCCAGGUCUUCCAGGGUCAGAGGGUCCAGAAGGGCAGCCUGGCCCCAGGGGUCCAUCUGGCCCACCUGGGCCCCCAGGACCCCCUGGAAGAAGCUUCACCUUUGACUUUGAGGACUUGGAGGGAUCUGCAAUGCAGAGUGGUUUUGGAGCUGCACUCUCCAGAGGCCCACAGGGUCCUCCUGGAAUCCCUGGAAUUCCAGGACCCAAGGGUAAAGAUGGUUUAGAUGGCUCUCCAGGAAAGCCAGGGCAAAAGGGGGAGCCAGGUGUUAUAGGACGACCAGGAUUUCCAGGACUGGAGGGACUAAAAGGGGCAGAGGGACCGAAGGGGGACAAAGGUGAUCCAGGACAAAAGGGUGAGGCGGGACGGGACGGACUCAGUAUUCCUGGCCCUCCAGGACCACCUGGGCCACCAGGACCUGUUAUCAAUCUCCAGGAUCUUCUACUAAAUGAUACAGAUGGUGCUUUCAACUUCUCAGGGAUUUUUGAAGCUCAGGGACCUGCUGGACCACAGGGUCCAAAAGGUGACAUUGGGUUCCCAGGUGUUCAAGGACCUCCAGGACAGAAAGGUGAAAGGGGCGAGCCAGGGUUUAUCACUGCAGCAGAUGGAUCUAUGAUGUCAGGCCUGGUUGGUCCAGGAGGGCCCAAAGGAGUCAAGGGAGAUAAUGGUGUACCUGGACCUCCUGGAGUUACAGGACCUAUGGGACCUCCAGGAAUAAAGGGAGAAUUUGGUUUUCCUGGAAGACCUGGUCGUCCAGGCCUGAUGGGACCAAAAGGAGAGAGAGGGGACUCUGUGGGGCUGCCGGGACCUCCUGGCCCUCCUGGACCACCGGGCCGCCCAGGAAUAUUCAACUGCCCCAAAGGAACAGUGUUUCCCAUCCCUCCAAGACCCCACUGCAAAAUGGCUAACUGUUCAAGGCUUGUUCCAACAUAUUCCUGCAUGCUGCAUGUCCAGUCUGGAAAGAUGAAGGCUCAGUGCCAAAAACUAAAUAAGCUGAAUCCUGAUGGUUCCAUUGCAGUUGGUAACUGUCAGACGGGACUAAAAGGUGAUAAAGGAGAGAGGGGCCUUCCUGGGAUGCCAGCUCCACUAAGUACAUAUCUGCCCAGAGGAGGCUGGGGGACAAGAGGUGACCAGGGUAUCAAGGGGGAGAAGGGAGACAAGGGGGAGGCUGGUAUGCCAGGGCUACCAGGUAUCCCAGGGAGACAAGGACUGGUGGGACCCAAAGGAGAGUCAGUGCUUGGUCCUCCAGGCCGCCCUGGGGUGCCAGGCUCACCUGGUAUCCCAGGCUAUGGGAGACCAGGUCCUGUCGGUCCUCCUGGGCCACCAGGGCCUCCAGGAGCCCCUGGGUCACCCUCAAGAUAUGGCUCAGCUCUGACCAUCGCUGGCCCCCCUGGACCUCCAGGACCACCUGGUCCUCCUGGACCUUUGGGCAACACAGCAUCUCUGAAAACAUUCUCCAGCCGUGAGACUAUGAUGCAGCACACCGCCAGAGAUGCAGAGGGAACUCUGACAUACGUCACGACAACAGGAAGUCUCUUCCUCAAGGUUUCCCAGGGAUGGAAAGAGAUACAGCUUGGCAGUCUGAUCUACCUCCCCAAUAAUAUCAUACCACAAGAUGAGCCUCGAGUUGCAUAUCAGAUAAGAGGAGACACGAUGGAGAGAAUAAGUUCAGUUAAAGAGAGGCUCAACCUCGUGGCCUUGAACCAGCCCCAUACAGGGGACAUGAUGGGGCUCGACGUGGUUGACCGGAUGUGUUACGAGCAGGCCAAGGCGAUGGGUUUGCCUCCAAACUACCGUGCUUUCAUUUCAUCCCACAGGCAAGACCUGGUCCACGUGGUCUACCCUGGUUUCCGUGAAACUCUGCCAGUUACCAACCUCAGGGGAGAUGUGAUGUUUAGGAACUGGCGGUCAGUCUUCAAUGGUGAUGGGGGCCCAAUCAAUUCCAGGAUACCCAUCUACUCCUUUGAUGGCCGGGAUGUUUUAGCUGACCCCUUCUGGCCUCAGAAGAGCAUCUGGCACGGCUCCACCAGCAGGGGUCUCAGAGUGGUUGACAAACACUGUGAGAUGUGGCGAGCGGACCACAUGUCCGUCAUGGGCCAGUCAUCCAGCCUGACCUCAGGUCUGCUCCUGGGCCAGCAGACACGAAGCUGUUCCAACGAGUACAUUGUCCUUUGCAUUGAGACCCACAAAAACCCUUAACAACCCCCCCCCAAUACCACUCCACCAAGGAUCCCAUCCCAGCCACCGUAAAUGUUACACACUCUGGUAAAAGAUUUGUGUCCGUCAUUUUCAGCACAUCACUGGUGCUAUGUGUAGCAUUUUGUGGCUUUAAAACACCCUUUCUUUCACAAAGAGGAUGUUGAUACUUAUUUUUCUUCUUCUGACAUCACUCUGUUCUUUCUGAGGAAUGAGGAGAUUAAGAUGCAGUAAUUCUUGACAACAGCAAAGAUGUAUACUGGGAAGGUAAGCUACAUGAAGAUGAUGCUACGCUGUUGAAAUGGAAUUCGUUUUGUGGAUUUCUUUCCAAGUUAUUGUAAAGUAAUGUAAUAGAUUUCCAGUUGACUUCAGUGUUAUGGCACAUAAUGUAAAAUACAACACAGAGCCUGAUGGAGGCCACCAUUCCUCUUAGUUAUAGUCAUAUUAAUUCAUGGAAAUAAUACAGCCCUCUCAGAGUGAAUGUGGUAACAGUUUAUUCAUGUUAAAAUGAUACACACAGCACCUUUAAAAACAAAGACUCAGUUGCAACAAGAUAUACUUGUGUCACUCUGCAAGAAUCAAACAUAGAGUAACAGUGGCUUCACAUAGUCACCCAGGUGUGUUGAGGAUAAGACGUCUCUUUCACAAGUGUCUUUUCAUUCUUGAGAAGAAUGGAAGUAGAGACUGAGGACACGUGUGGCUGCAGGAAUAUGCACCUAAAAUGUGGUAGUUUUUACAAAUGAUAGAUUUCCAAAGACUUUUGUGAUGAAAGUAUAAAAGGCUACUUUCAUUGUUUUGUUUACAGGUUGUCAUGGAUGUUUUUUCAGGAGACGUUUACUCAAUAUUUCAAAUGCCAGAGCUUUCCACAACUUACAUUGCCCUUUGUCCAACAGCAGGACAACCAGACAACCAGUGUUGCCACCAAAGUAAUUUUUAAUGCACUGUACUUUUUCAUUUUAAAGAUAUUUUUAGUUCAACAUUUUCAUCCAUGUGUUGUCUGUGUUGUAGCUUCUCAUACACCUUGGUGAUCUCACUCCUUAGCAGCUCUGUCUCUUAAUAGGCUAUUUAAUUUAAAUUCAAUGAUUUAUUUAUACCGUCACAGCACAUAACAUGAAAUCAAAUGAUUAAAUUUAAGAAUGUAAUUUAUCGUUUGUUGUUUGUCAGAUUGUUUCUUCUCACUGUUUUGCCUUUCUUCUGUUUUCUGUACAGUGUUUUUUUUAAAGUUGAUUUGUGGAUAAUGUUGACAAGUCAAAGCUAAAUUUCACUUAGUGUAGGCAUACAACUGAAACAAGUAAAAUAUCUUCAUGUUGAAAAACAAUACUCUUUAAAGAAAUUCCAUGAGCAAAAGUGAGAGCACAUGUUUUUGUAUAAAUAUUGGUUCUUUGUUGAAUAAAGUCUUUUCUUUUCAUAA
Lates calcarifer (barramundi perch) is the source of this 5506-nucleotide messenger RNA. RefSeq names its product collagen alpha-1(XVIII) chain. The record is from RefSeq and is a predicted model, not a curated record. Gene Ontology annotation, cellular component: basement membrane. The transcript is spliced from 45 exons. The coding region runs from base 256 to 4098 and encodes 1280 amino acids. Lineage: Eukaryota; Metazoa; Chordata; Actinopteri; Centropomidae.